Messenger RNA from Closterium sp. Naga37s-1, 225 nucleotides. The record is from the annotation of a GenBank genome assembly. NCBI's taxonomy places the organism in Eukaryota, Viridiplantae, Streptophyta, Zygnematophyceae, Desmidiales, Closteriaceae.
GAGUAUACUUGGCUUGGCGGAAUUCACAGGGAGCUUGUCCUCCCUGCACGUUCUCUCUCACCUGGAGAAUCUUCAAAGCCUGACACUCAGUUCACUCACCAAUGCCACGGGGGAGAUACCCAGGGAGAUCCGAUACCUUACGGCCCUCACUGCACUUGAUUUGUCGUUCCUGCGAGCCUUGGAGUUCCCUGCCUGGGUGACUCACCUCUACAACCUUCAGAAUCU